Alnus glutinosa is the source of this 2306-nucleotide messenger RNA. RefSeq lists its product as uncharacterized. Lineage: Eukaryota; Viridiplantae; Streptophyta; Magnoliopsida; Fagales; Betulaceae. The coding region runs from base 87 to 1856 and encodes 589 amino acids. The record is from RefSeq and is a predicted model, not a curated record. The transcript is spliced from 8 exons.
UUCCAAGCUCAAACGCGAAUCUCAUCUCUCUCUUAAGUCUUAAGGCCCGUGUCUGUGUGACUGUGUGUGUGAAUGUGAUAUCGACGAUGCCUGCAGAGAUGGGGUUUCAGGACCAGACAUCCACGUCGUCGAGAGGUCCGGGCGUGGGACCUCGCGACGCGAGCCCUGACUCCGUCAUAUUCACCCUCGAAUCAAACUUCGGCAGCCUCUUCUCCUCUGCUUCCGCUAGCGUCGACCGCUGCUCGUUCGCAUCCGAUGCCCAUGACCACGACUCCCUCGCCUCUGAAAUCUCUCUACAUUUGGCAGGACCUGAGCAUGGCGAUCAUCGCGAGAGCUCGAGUGGUCCAGAUCCGGAUUCAGAUCCAAACAAACCAACAGUGCACUACAAUAACUCUAUCAGCAAGCACAGUCGUUUCUCCAGAAAUGGAGACAAACCAAAAGUUCAAAAGGAAGACAGCGACGCAGAGUUUGAAGACGAAACACCGCCCCUAGACUCUGCCAGGAGCUCCUUCUCUCUAGCUCUCAAAGAAUGCCAGGAGCGGAGAUCCAGAUCUGAAGCUCUGUCCAAGAAUCCAGACAGGCGAAGACCCGCGUCGUUGGAUCUGAACAAUGCUACCGCCUCCUCCUCCUCGUCGCCGCGCUUGGCGACCAUGAAGAAAAGCUCAGCGGUUUCGUCUCGCAGGUCCGGGACGUUUCCGAGUCCCGGGACACCGAAUUAUCGGCACGCGGGAAUCGGAGGGCAAAAGGGUUGGAGCUCGGAGCGAGUACCGUCGCAUGCGAGCGCCAACCGGAGGCAGGCGGUGAAUGCUGCGUUGCUGCCUUUCAACAACGGAAGGUCGACGUUGCCUUCGAAAUGGGAAGACGCCGAGAGGUGGAUUUUCAGUCCGGUUUCGGGAGACGGUGGUGCGAGGCCUUCGGUCCAGCCACAGCAGAGGCGUCCCAAGUCCAAGAGUGGGCCGCUCGGGCCGCCUGGGAUUGCAUAUUACUCGCUGUAUUCGCCAGCGAUGCCGAUGUUUGAUGCGGGGAAUGUGGAUAAUUUCGCCACGCGUUCUCCGUUUUCUGCCAGUGUGAUAGCGGCGGAUGGGUUGGGGAUGCGUUGUAGUGGCAAUAAUGGUGGAGGCUUUGCUGGGCGGACCGAGCCUUGCAUGGCCCGUUCGGUUAGUGUGCAUGGGUACUCUGAGAUGCCAAGCCAGUCAUCAUUGCCUGGAUCCCAAGAUGAAAAGCUUGAUGGGAUCAAGGAUGGAGCCACCGACAUAUCUCGAGAUGUUUCAAGAAGGGACAUGGCAACCCAAAUGAGCCCAGAGAAUAGCACUCACUCGUCUCCCCAAAGGAGGCUUUCUUUCUCUGCCUCCACUCCCUCCGCCCUGCCUAUUGUGGAGUUGCAGAAUGUCCCAUCCUCUAAAUUGGAAGUUAGGGAUGUGCAGGUAGAUGAACGUGUCACCGUCACUAGGUGGUCCAAAAAACAUAGAGCUCGAUUCUCUGGGAAGGGCUCAGGGAAUGUUGAUAACUGGAAAAAGAAAGACAGAGAUACUCAAUCUUCAGAUUGGGAUGUAAAGAGCAUUUCCAAGUUGAAAAGAGAGGAAGCCAAAAUCAGUGCAUGGGAGAACCUGCAGAAGGCAAAAGCUGAGGCAGCAAUACGCAAGCUAGAGAUGAAGCUGGAAAAGAAGAGAUCAUCAUCCAUGGAUAAGAUAAUGAACAAGCUGAGAUUGGCUCAAAAGAGAGCUCAAGACAUGAGGAGCUCAGUGGUGGUCAAUCAGGCCCAUCAAGUUACCGGGACUUCCCAUAAGGCUUUAUCAUUCCGCAGAACCCGUCAGAUAAGCUCUUUGAGUGGUUGUUUCACCUGCCAUGCUUUUUAAUGCCUCAUCCAGCCAUCUAUUACUCUGCUUGACCAAUACUAGCAGGUUAAAGUAGAAUGGAAAAUGGCUUGCAAGAACAUGAUUGGAUGGUGUACAGCGGAGGACAAAUAUUAUUUUGACACUUAUUUGGUGUCGAUGCAGAGUCUGUGGUGGACUAAAGCACCAGUACUUCCAGCAAGGUACCUGAUAAGAAGUGAGACUCCAGUCACCGCAUUCCUGGGGAUUCUAUGGUUAAUAACGCGUGUAUGUAUGUAAAUAAAGCUUUAGAUUUUUUGUUUCUUUUUUCCUUUCGGAGGUUUCUUUUCUACCAAGACAGCUUGGCCCAGAAAUGGAGAUACCAUUCAUCUAGUUGAGCUAUAUUUUUGUUGAAACUUGGAAAUGACUAGAUUAUGUCCACUCUGUGCAAUAUUAUGAUUGAUAUAUUAAUUUUUGAAAAUGUUCCAUUUGCUA